Molecule: messenger RNA, 3477 nt
Organism: Pecten maximus
Lineage: Eukaryota; Metazoa; Mollusca; Bivalvia; Pectinida; Pectinidae
Product: protein SSXT-like
Exons: 8
Coding region: 82-1635 (517 amino acids)
Source: RefSeq, a predicted model, not a curated record
UUUGCUGCCGGUCCAAUUUCUUUGUGUGGCCGACGCGCUCAUUUUCCGUCGGGUUGUGUGGACUCACGCACAGCCGGCAUAAUGUCAUUAACAUUUGUGCAACCACAACAAAAAAAGGGGCCUGCUCCCAACCAGGCGACCAUUCAAAAGAUGCUGGAUGAGAACAAUCAGUUGAUACAAGCUAUUGUUGACUACCAAAAUAAGGGGAAAUCUUCAGAAUGUUUACAAUUCCAACAGAUGUUACACAGGAAUCUGGUGUACCUAGCCACUCUGGCCGACUCCAGCCAAAACAUACAAGCACUUCUGCCGCCUCCGGGUCAGUUAAACCCUGGAAUGAAUCAGCAGCCGCAACAACAGCCUCCAAACUCACAGAUGAACCAGAUGCGACCCCCAGGUCCAAUGCAGAACCAGAUGAAUUCUGCGGGUGGGCCAGGCAGUGGUAACCAAAUGAUGACACCAAGCAGUGGAGGAAACAUGACCCCUCCCACAAGUCAGGGCAUGUACCCCCAGGGAUCUGGCGGGUCAGGCCCACCGCAGCAGGCAAUGUCGGGGUCUGGUGGUUACCCACGCCCCCAGCAACAGAUGGGCCAACAGCCCAUGGUGUCCCAGUCUGGUUCUUACAGACAUUCAGACAAGAAAAUUGUCCCACUCGACAAGCCACAUCGUCACUCGACUCAAAAAGACACCCACAGUGACGUCAACAAACAUGGCUUGCCCAAAAUAGAUCAAAUGCCAUCUGGUAUGUCCAACACUCAAAACUACAACAUGCAGCAACAGGGUGGAUAUCCCAACCAACAACAGCCGAUGAUGUCCCAGAAUCAGCCCAUGAUGCCUCAGCAACAGUCCAUGAUGUCACAGCAACAGCCUAUGAUGUCGCAGCAACAACCAAUGAUGUCACAAAAUCAGCCCAUGAUGUCACAACAGCAGUCAAUGAUAUCAGGCCAGUCCACUGGUCAAAGUGGCUCGAUGAUGAAUCCUCGACAAAUGCAGGGAGGCUACAGACGCCCUGGUUCAGGCCAGUAUGGACAACAACAGAACUUUUCUGGACAACAACAGUAUCCAAAUCAAAACUCUUACAACCAGGGAAGUCAAGGACAACAGAAUAUGCCCCAGCAAGGUCAGGCUUACAACCAGAACUCCAACAUGCCACAGUCACAGUAUCCGGGUUUCCAGGGACAAAACCCCCAGCAAAGAUUCAACCCGUACAUGCGUAACCAGGGCAACAUUCCUGGAAACCAAAUGUCUGGAGGACCAAUGGUGAGUCAAGGUCAAAGUUCAGGACCGAUGCCAGCCACCAUGCAAGGUCAGAAUCACAUGGGUGGAGGACAGAUGCAUGGUCAGUCCAACUUGGCAGGUCAGAUGCCUCAAGGUCAAGGACAAACUCCAAACCAAAUGCCAAAUCAGAUUUCUGGACAGAACACAAUGCCAAGCAGUGGACCAAUGGGAGGACAGAUGCAGAAUCAAGGGCCGAUGCCAUCACAGGGAUCCAUGGGUAACCAAAUGCAGGGUCCAAGUCCAAUGAGCGGCUCAAUGCCCUCCCAGGGCCAGAUAAGUGGGCCCAUUCAGGGCCCUGGGCCAGCUGGAGGUCAGAUGCAAAGUCAAGGCUCAUUUGGAUACAAUUCGCCCCAGUACUGAAAAAAAGACUUGCCUCCUUAAAAAGUCAUAUAGAUCUGAAACAGAAGUGGACAUUGUUGACUGGGUCAUCCUGUAAAAUCUUGAAGACUUUUAUUCAAUGAUUAUUUCACUAUCAUGUUUGAUAGGUUGUAUUUCUAUAGCCAAAUUUACCAGCAUUUAUUGUAUCUUAUAUAAUCUUUAUAUACUCAUAUUGUAUUGUUUGUACAGGAAUAUAAUUGAAAUGUGUCAAGUAAGCUAGUAGUGAGUUUGGGUUUGGGUACAAAUGUAAGCAUACCUAUAAGUAUAUAAGUAUCAUAUGUAAUGUCUCAAGACUCCACAGUAAUCAGGCAAUAUUUAUCAAAUUCCCUGGCCCUGGUCGGUCUAGUCAGAAUUGUUGAGACGCUUUUACAGGUAUGAAGGAGAGACAAGAGAAUCUCAUAUUUUGUACAGAAUCUUGAAAAAAUUAUAAAUAUAGACCAGUGUGACCUGACUGAACAACAAUACUCUGUUGUAGUGGUUGGUUCUAACUGGUUGAUAUAUUACUGAAAAUCACUUAGAUUUUACAAAUACAUGAUUUCAUGAAUACUGAUUUAGAAAUGACUGUAAAAUUCGCAAAUGAUGUGCUAUUUGAAUCGUGGACUCUACUUGAAUCUAUAUCGGUAACCGAAAGCUUGGCCACCAUCCAAAGGUGUGAUUUUCAUACAGAUAAUUGAUUUUAAUUCGUCUCGCGUAUAAAGGCGAAAAUAAAUCUGACAUGAAUUAUAAAUGAUUUACAGUAAAUCAAGACUUGUAAAUAGAAAAUUGGGUUUCCAAAGAAUAAUCAAAGAGUGCUUCUUUACCAAAUUUACUUUUCUGUAAACUACAUUUCAAGCUCGAAGUAUACAUCUCAAAUUAAAAAGUGCAUAUCUCUGGGGACAGGCUGCAAAACAUCUACUGUUGAGGAAUACUUGUCCAAGUUUAGAUCUGAGCUGUUUGCCACUUCUUUCAUUACAAAUUCUUUGAUAGCUUUCAUCCUGAACAUCAGGUGUCUAUGGAGAUCUUAUUUUCAAGAAUUUUUAGGUCAAAAAUAUUUUUUGUUGAGGAAAACCUUAAAAAGAUAUUUGUUACAAAAAAAAAUGACCUUGAAAUGAAUUUUGAUCGAACUGACCCUGUAACUUCUGAGUUGUCCUUGUAUAUAUUUUGUUAAGUAUUUGUAAUCGUUGUAUCCAGUAUAUGUUGGGUUAUGUAUAAAUAAGGUCUAUAAGCCGAGGCUUAAUGACAUUAAAAACCUUAUUAAGGUGAGGCUUAUUGGCAUUAAGAACAUGAUAAGUAUUUUUAGAUGUUACAACACACAUAUGUGUCAAAUAUUGAAAAAAGAUCAAAUGAAAUUCAUUUUAGCAGUAAUUAUGCUCAAAUUAUAAAGAAAGGAGAAAAAAUUGAUAUUUUAACUAAAACCACCUAGUAUUUGUAUGUUUGACUUUGAGUUGCAAGCUGAAUUAAUGAAAUAUUCUGGGAUGUGUUCAAUGGCCAAUGGUUAUAAAGUUUAUAUAUUCAAUAGACAAAAAUAAUUGCAAAGGCUUUCGAAUCUGAAUUAAAUGUCAAAAAUAUGUUUCUUUUAUAAUUCACCGUUUUGUUACAUUAUUUUUGGUGCUUUUAGAACAGCAUUUCUGGGUGUUAGCAAAAUAUUUAAUUAAAAGCUUUUCUUUUCGGACAUUAUCAUCGGAAUGAUGAAUUUGAUGACAGCGAUGGAAGUGUACAUGUAUAUGUCUGUAAACCCUGUUAGUCUUGUAUGGUUAACAUAUACCCCAGUAUGUAUGCCUCGUGUAGUAGAGAUCAUAUUGGUCUCCUACAUGGAUUUUGGAUUAAAUGGUGUUGAGAAAAUAA